AUGGAGCUUGAACCCACGCUAGGCUCGUUCCUCGAGCCGUACCUACCCAAGAAGCACAAUGGAGUGAAAGAAAACAAGCCUCAGACACCAUCUACAUAUUUAAGAGCUGUUUCUCCAGCUGCUGAAACAUCUCAAUUGGGAGAACAACCAACGUCUGAAAAACUUCAAGAUGCACAAGACAAGACCACUUCUUCUCGCUCCAAACGGCCAUUCAUUACCCUUACUUGGGCACAAAGCAUAGAUGGUCGUAUAGCUGGUGCUGUUGGCACAAGAACGAGGAUCUCAGGCCCAGAGACAAAGGUGAUGACUCACUACCAGCGUUCUCGUCAUGACGCAAUCCUUGUGGGCGCUAGAACUGCUUUGACCGAUGAUCCAAAGCUCAAUUGCAGGUUUCCAGAAACUGGUGCUCAUAUGAUAAGGCCGGUGGUGGUAGAUCCUUCGGCAAGAUGGUGUUAUUCUACUUCUACUGCUCGUCAGGUGUUCCUACAAAAGGCUGGCAUAGCACCGUUUAUUGUGGUUAAGAAAGAUGCUCCUGUGAAAGAAGAGGAGGAGUCUUUGUUGGAGAAGGACGGCGGUCGUUACGUUCGUCUUGAUCUUGGUCUGGACUUGGAAGCUAAUUGGAACCUCAUUUUCGAUGGACUUGGCGAUUUGGGUAUAAAGAGCGUCAUGGUCGAGGGUGGUUCAUUCGUGAUUGAGUCGCUUAUAACUCUGGGUCUUCCAGACUCCGUGAUUAUCACGAUUGGCUCUGUCUUCCUCGGUCGUCAUGGUGUCUCUGUGAGUCCCCAAAUAGCCCUAAAGCUUGAAGAGGUUACCUGGUGGAGAGGACAUGAGGACGCUGUAGUGGCUGGACGGCCAGCUAAGACAGACUAG
Candidozyma haemuli is the source of this 870-nucleotide messenger RNA. RefSeq names its product 2,5-diamino-6-(ribosylamino)-4(3H)-pyrimidinone 5'-phosphate reductase. The coding region runs from base 1 to 870 and encodes 289 amino acids. Lineage: Eukaryota; Fungi; Ascomycota; Pichiomycetes; Serinales; Metschnikowiaceae. Gene Ontology annotation, molecular function: 5-amino-6-(5-phosphoribosylamino)uracil reductase activity. The record is from RefSeq and is a predicted model, not a curated record. Gene Ontology annotation, biological process: riboflavin biosynthetic process. The transcript has a single exon.